Molecule: messenger RNA, 5484 nt
Organism: Carassius gibelio (silver crucian carp)
Lineage: Eukaryota; Metazoa; Chordata; Actinopteri; Cypriniformes; Cyprinidae
Product: ral guanine nucleotide dissociation stimulator-like 1
Exons: 23
Coding region: 1939-4287 (782 amino acids)
Biological process (GO): Ras protein signal transduction; positive regulation of GTPase activity
Cellular component (GO): plasma membrane
Molecular function (GO): guanyl-nucleotide exchange factor activity
Source: RefSeq, a predicted model, not a curated record
AUAGAUUAUUUAUGUUAAAGUAAGAAGUUGUGUUGAGCAAUGUUUAUUCAUGAUUUCUCUUAUAAUAAGAAAUAGUGGACAGGUUUAUCUCUCAGGGAGAGACACAGGAACAUUUGGAGAAGAUGAAGGCAUAAAAUGAGAGAUUGCUGCUUGAUCUGAAGGAAGAGAUGGAUAUGUCACAGACUCAGUAUCAGGAUGUAAAAUACUCACGAGAAACUGAAUUCUCAAGUGUCUGACAUAUGCUGCAGGACUUUGAGCAUGACCUGCAGCAGGAGCAGCAGCACCGUGAUGCAGCUCAAGAAGGCCUGGAGAGACUCACACAUACACUAAACACUGUCAAAGCAGGAGUGCAGCAGCUCAGUGACAGACUACAGCCCAUACCCCUGAUGAUUUUUUUGGCUAAAGGAGGAACUACAGGGAAGUGAUCUGGCAACCAUCUUGAAGGAGUUGAAGGAAGAAGAGGGGAGGAACACAAACUAGUCAUGUUGGUUUCCAUGCCAGAAUAGCAGGGAAACUACCACAGUACAACACUCGCGUUCAGCCGCCUGACACCCAGAAACAGGACUUUUUUGAUGAUGAGGAGGACAGCGGCGUGGAUGACGGUGAUGUCACCAACCGUGUCACACUGAAGCAGCAGUCGCAGUCAAUCAUCGACGCAAACACCAGGAGGACGACUCACAUCAAAAAGAGGAAAAGCCAACUCUGAUCUGAUCCAGUCAAAGGAAGAGAGACCAACUUUAGAAAAUACCUAGAUUUUAUAAACAAUUUGACAAUCCUAAAGCAUUGUACUUAACUCCUUAUGCUUAAAUAUUAUGUUUUCAUAACAAAAUAUUCAGAGGAUUCAUCCUUUAUUGCCAUAACAUUUUCCCUCAUUUUAAAACCAAAACCCUUAUGUGAAUUGCUUCAUAACAACACAUGAUCACAGACCUACUUCACGAAUGGGAUUCUAAUCAUUAAUAUUCUUAUUGCAUGUUAUGCAGAAUGACAUUCCCUUGUACAGGUUCACUUUUCUACACCAUUUACCCUUCCUGACCUUGUUAUAUAAGACUCUGAAGGCACUGAAGCAGAUAAAAGUGUAAACGGCUGAUCUGUACACCAGAGUGUGAGAGAGAGGGUGUGUGUGUGUGUGUGUUUCAUAAGGCACAGCUGAAAUGAACACUGAAAUAUGCACUAAGAGAUAAUAUAGUUACUUAUAACCUAUGGUCCUUUCUGUACAUGCCAUCGGUUUAUAAUCUACAUUGUGUUUCUAUUUCUGGUUUAUCAACAUUAAUGAAUCACAACUGUAAAUUACAGAUAUUUAUUAACAACUGAAAUCACGGCUGAUAAAUAAGUUUUAUUUCUAAUUUGGCUGUAAGUCAGUUGGUUUUCUGUUCUCUUUGUUAAAUCACACAAACAGGGCAUAGAUAUUAAAAACCAUUCCAACAAAGAAAGUGUAAAAGUCAAUAAGAAAUAUCUCAGAGCCAAUACCAUGGCUCUGAUUCAGUAUAUGAAUACAUUGUUUUGGAACUGUCUGAAUCAUUAACUUAAUGAGCAACUCUGACAUUUUCUCUGCUAUUUCAUAACAUCUCACCUUUUCAGUCUGGCAACCGAGCGAGGUUCACGUACAUGCGCAACAACCGCACGAUUUUACUUCGUAUGAGCGCCAAAGUUUUAACGUUUCUUUGCCAAAUUUAAACACAGAAGUGAGUUUUGCUAAUAGGACGCGCUCGUGUUCGAAAAUAAGUUAAAAGGAGGAGGCGGUAAUGGAUUGGAAAUCUGAAAAAGGAGGCCUGUGUCUUUGUUUACCACGAUCAUGAAGGAUCAUUAUGGAAGGUCAUGGCAUCCCAUCUCCUGGUUUUAGCAGAAUUCAAACAUGGAGUUUUAGGAGCUGAUCCACUACGAACAAACACUGGAUAAGGAGCAUCAUCCACAGAAGUUGGUGUAUAAUUCAGGUGGAGGAUGAGGUCCUCUCUGGUGGUGUCUGGUGGAGAGAAGGGUCUGCGAGCGCGAUUUGAACGAAUGAGGAAUCUGCUGUGCCAGACUGGGCAUCAUGUCGAUGUGCAGAUGGACGAGGAGCCCGGCAUUUGGCUCAGGAGCUUCCAUCUGCUGGACCUUGAGGAACACAGUGAGGACCCGGUGCAGGAGUGGGGAGAGGAGGUGGAAGACGGGGCCAUUUAUGGCAUCACUCUUCACCGAGAACCCAUCCAGCCCCCACCUGAUGCCCCCGAGAACUCUUCUGCCUUCAGCUUCAUGCAGUACCGCACACAGAAGGUCCGCAGGCUUAAAGCAGCCACUCUGGAGCGUCUUGUUACAGAAUUGGUGAACCCGGAGUGCCCUGACCCAGACUACAUGCAAAUCUUCCUCUCCACCUACAGAGCCUUUACCUGCACAAAUGCUCUCAUAGAACUCCUGUUUCAAAGAGAGAACAUGGUUACCAAUCUGGACAACAGUGUCUGCGUUAGAAGUUCUCUGCCUCGUCUGAUUCGGCUAUGGUUAGACGAGUAUCAAGAGGAUUUUCGGGAUUCUCCAGGUCACCAGGCUCUUCUUCUGCUCUGUAUUCAUCUGCGUCAUCGCCUCUGUUUCAGACGUCUGGUUCAUCAAGCUGAUGCACUUCUAAAAAAAAUUCAGACGGAAGGCAAGCUCGGAGAUGCAUCAGCAGAAACCAGCACAACUGCUGUAGAGAAUCAGACAACUGAAGAUGCCACAGACAGACUGGACACAGAAGAGACUGGGGAUGUACUGGCCUUCCCCGCACGAGACAUUGCUGAGCAGCUCACGCUAUUAGAUGCUGAGCUCUUUGUCAAAGUGGUUCCAUUUCACUGCCUUGGCUGCAUUUGGUCUCAAAGAGACAAGAAAGAGAAUAGAAAUAUAGCGCCUACAGUCCGUGCCACCAUUGCCCAGUUCAAUGCCGUCACUAACUGCGUUAUCACCUCUCUGCUGUGCCCUCUUUCCACAUCCCCUCCUGGUUCCCCAUCCUGCACUCGCAGCGGCCCUACACACAGGGCAAAGAUUAUUGAGAAGUGGAUCUCUGUGGCUCAGGAGUGCUAUCAGUUGAGAAACUUCUCCUCUCUAAGAGCCAUCUUAUCUGCUCUUCAGUCUAAUGCUGUUUACCGGCUAAAGAAAACUUGGGCAGCAAUCAGCAGGGAGAGUAUGGCUGCCUUCGAUCACCUCUGUGACACAUUUCCUGAUGAGAACUGUGUGCUGGUCAAUCGAGAUAUUCUUGUAGAGGAAGGAAGCCAGGCAGCUGAUGUUGACACUCACAGCGCUCCAAAGUCUCCCAGACUCAGUCCUACAUCCGAGCACAUGACCCCCUCCAGCGGUGAGGUGCCUUACCUGGGUACUUAUCUGACUGUUCUCACCAUGUUGGACACCGCACUAAGUGAUAAUGUAGAGGGGGGUCUCAUCAACUUUGAGAAGCGUAGAAAAGAGUUUGAGAUUCUGUCUCAGAUCAAGCAGCUGCAGGCGUCAUGUGCUCACUACAAACUCCAAUCAAAUCCUCACAUCAUUUCCUGGAUCAACGGAGGCAUACCCCUUUCUGAUCAGAAGAGCUAUGAGUUGUCAAGAGAUCUGGAGCCACCAGUUGACCCCUGUCCCAGCUCUCCCAACCCCUGGAGCCACCGGCUCAUCACCAAGAAACUGACCUCAUUGCUGUCUGGCAGUGAGAACUUCUCAAAGAAGACUUUUGCUGAUCAGAUCAGUGUAUCAUCCUCUGGCUCCAGUGGCUCAGAGAUGGAGGAUCUCAGCAGCCCCAACCUCUCACCACUUAGAUACAAAGUACAGUCUGUAUCCUGUCAGGACAUCUCAGUGGACACAGCCACCUCCUCUCUGACUCCGCCCAGCUCUUUUCGAAGAUGCCUACAGGCGGAUAUGUCUGCCCUGAGCCCUGACAGCCCCUCCCCUACAUCAUCUUCAUCUACAUCAUCUUCAUCAUCAUCCUCUCCUUCUCUCAAGCAUCUCAUGUACAACAAGCAGGUCGCUGAUUCUUGCAUCGUCAGAGUCAGUGUGGAAUUUGGCAACAAUGGAAACGUUUAUAAAAGUAUUUUGAUAACCAGUCAGGACAAGACAGCUCAGGUGAUUCAGAGAGCUCUGGAGAAACACAACUUGGAGGAGAUGAACUGCCAAGAAUUUAGUCUCACACAAGUGCUCUCCAAUGACAAAGAGUUGCUGAUCCCAGACAAAGCCAACGUGUUCUAUGCCAUGUGCACCACUGCCAACUUUGACUUUGUGCUUCGCCAGCGUUACAAAAAUCUCAGCAGAGCACCUGGCUCAUCCUGGAGUCCUGGAGCAGUUUGGAGGUCCCGCAAGUAACAGAACCUCGAUGACAACUCACAAUAUGGUGGCAUCAUACAUGAAAAACUAUAAAAGUGAAAAAAGACUAUAUAACCACAUGGACGACUGUGAUGUGUGUGUGACUACUGGAUGUGACGCUUAGUUAAAUUUAAAAACAGACUGAGCUCUAAAGCACCCUAGAGUCACAAGAUAUGACAACAUCUCACUCAGUAAUGUCUCACUGACAAAUAGCAAGGAAACUGUAGCACAGCUGCCACAACAACAGUUCUGAUUUAAAACUGCAGGAAGAAACAAGACCUUGACAAGUUGCAAUAAUUGGCCACAUCUGCUUCCAGUUUCUUCAGAGGUUUUGCUUUGAAAUGGGAGGUAACGCACACGAUCCCUGAGUUUUAUUGAGGAACAUCUGGAUGUAGGUAGAUGAACACCAGUAUGACCUACAAAUGCAAGCGUUUAUGUAGCUAAUAUUCAGCAAUAGGUGAAAAGUGAAAUUUAUAUUAUAUUUAGGUUGUUUUCUAAGUGACAUAAUAAAAAUAUUUAUAUAAUAUAUUUUAUUUAGUUUUAAUAUAAUUUUAAUAAAGAUCGCGAUAUUUUAAUGUUUGAUGCAUUUCAGUUUUAGAGUAUUUAAUUUAACUUUUAUAUGUGCUAAUUCAUCUCUUUUGUUUGUUCUGUGUUCUGUAUAGUUCUGUUUCCUUUCAGCUCUUUCUUUUUAAUAUUUUAGCUAUAUUUAUGUGCAAUAAUUUCGAACCUAUAAGUUGUUUCUUUAUGUUUUUAAGACUUUUGGCAUCUGUGCCGCAUCUUUGUUUGAAUGAAGGAUGCUUGAACUUCUUUAUCACUUGUUUUUCUCAAGUUGAAUAUGUUAACUUGUUUUUCUGGUAGUGUCAAAUGAAGUAACUCAUCCAUAUUGGAUAUCUCGUGACUUUCUGAGCAAAUGCAAUUCAGAGAGCUGAAGAGCCCUGUGUAUGUGUUUUGUGAAAGUUAAAGUAAGUUAGUUGCUGAAGGAUGUGAAAUGUAAGUGCUUGGUGUGUGUGAAAUGGUUUGCUGCUAAAUAGUGGUGCAGGUGUAGUGUUCCUUGGAAACUACAGCAAGUGUUUUUGCUAAAUGGAAGAGGGCCUGAAUCAGCAUUAAAAGCACACUAUUGCUGUUUGCACAGAAAGCCACAAUUCCUGACUGAAACGUGUCUGUCUUUGUGUUAUUAAAAAGUUAAUUUGGCACUUA